Molecule: messenger RNA, 1354 nt
Organism: Rhododendron vialii
Lineage: Eukaryota; Viridiplantae; Streptophyta; Magnoliopsida; Ericales; Ericaceae
Product: putative F-box protein PP2-B12
Exons: 3
Coding region: 54-875 (273 amino acids)
Molecular function (GO): protein binding
Source: RefSeq, a predicted model, not a curated record
CCAUUACGUAUGUUUUAAAUAAGGUAAGGAGAGAGAGAGAGAGAGAGAAGAGGAUGGACAAUUUCUCGGUGUUGCCGGAAGGAUGCAUUUCACAGAUUCUGUCCAUGACCUCUCCCCGGGACGCGUGCCGUUCGUCCGCAAUCUCAUCCGGGUUCGGCGCAGCUGCCAACUCAGAUUCCGUUUGGGAGAAAUUUCUGCCCUCAGAUUAUCGGCAAAUCAUUUCUAGAUCUGUAUCUCCAGUGGUCUUCUUCUCCACCAAGAAGCAGUUGUACUUCAGUCUCUGUGAUUCUCCUCUCCUCCUCGACGGCGGCAAACUGAGCUUUGCACUAGACAGAGAAAGCGGGAAGAAGUGUUUCACUCUACCAGCCCGGGAACUCGCAAUUCCUUGGAAAGAGGAUCCCCGAUUAUGGAAGUGGAUAUCAUUGCCUGAGUCAAGAUUCUCAGAGGUGGCCCAGGUUGUGGGUGUUUGUUGGCUUAAUAUUUGGCGCAGGAUUAGCACUGCAAUGCUAUCUCCAAAAACCACUUAUGCAGCUUACCUCAUUUUCAAAUUUACAGUCCAGAAGAGACAUUAUGGGCUUGAGUCGCUUCCGGUGAAGGCGUCUGUCAGAUUUGUAAAGGAAGGAGAAGAUGGGUACGAAGACGAUAACAGUAGUAUUGUUUUCUUAACCUUGCAGACACUGGCAAAUUUGGAUAGAGGACAAAAUGGAUGGCUCCCUCAAAUGAGAGAGGAAGGGUGGAUGGAGAUUGAAUUGGGGGAAUUUUACAACGACGAAGGAGACGAUGGUGAAGUGGAGAUGAGAUUGAGGGAGAUCAGUGACUGGAAGUCCGGACUUAUCGUGGAGGGCAUUGAGGUACGGCCUAAAGUUGGUGUAUAAAAAAAAAAGAAAAAAGAAAAAAAAGAGAGUUACGGUUCGCCAUGGUUGUCUUCUACGAGGGAAGUGAUUUUAAAGCCCGCAUAGAAUUUUAAAAAUUCCAUCACAUAUUCGGCUUGACAGAGGAACGUGUUACGAUGGGGUGUGGCGAUGCCAGUAUAUAGUCCAAGCCGAAUGCGUUGCUUUGUUAAAUUGGAACAUGCCUUCGAAAAACUUAAAUAGUACAAAUACUGGGCAAUCUGGCAUGGAUUUCUAUCUAAAUCAAAAAAGCUUCUUUGUUGUGGCCAUGGCAGUUCGUUGCGGUUAAAUUUGCGCAUUUAUUGGCUUCGAGUUGUGAAUAUACUUGAUGGUAUGGCCUCCAAUUUCUAUUCGGAAGCGACAUGCAUUCAGGGACAUCGUUUGCUUAAAACGAUGAGAUUUAUUCUGAUUCCUGUAGUACUUUGACAAACUGAAACAGUUGCAUAAACAACUUUGAUGUUGGU